Vicia villosa (hairy vetch) is the source of this 1392-nucleotide messenger RNA. RefSeq lists its product as uncharacterized. NCBI's taxonomy places the organism in Eukaryota, Viridiplantae, Streptophyta, Magnoliopsida, Fabales, Fabaceae. The record is from RefSeq and is a predicted model, not a curated record. The transcript has 5 exons. Bases 1 to 1392 code for a protein of 463 amino acids.
AUGGCUAACAACGUGAUCGCUACCAAAGAGGUUACUAGGCGUACUUUCACCUGCAGUUUCUUCCGUGAGGAUAUAACGCCUCUGAUUCGUUUGAGCACUUCAGUUACUGGGCAAAACUUGGAUGAGUUCAGGAAGACAUAUGGUCAUAUCUUACACAUGUUAACUUCUCGGGUUGAUGAAUGGGCUCUAUACACACUUCUUCAGUUCUACGAUCCUGAAUUACGAUGUUUCACCUUUCCUGAUUACCAACUGGCGCCAACCCUUGAAGAAUAUGCUGACAUCCUCAAGAUUAAGGUUCAACACAGGAUUCCUUUUGUAUGUGUACCUGAGAAACCGAAAAUGGACCGAAUUGCUGCUGAUGCCCUGGUUAUUGAGAAGAAAUGGAAAGAAUUCAAUGCUCUCUUAGCUGUUAUAAUCUAUGGUUUGGUGUUGUUCCCGAAUAUCCCGAAUUUCGUCGAUCUCACUGCCAUUUGCCUCUUUAUGGAUCAAAACCCUGUGCCUACUCUCUUGGCAGAUACUUAUUAUGCUGUUCAUUCCAGGUAUGGGACGAAGGGAGCCGUUGGAGGCUGUUUACCGUUGUUACACGAGUGGUUCAUUUCACACUUGCCUAAAAGUGGACCGUUUGUCACAACAAGAGACUCACAGAAAUGGCCUCAAAGGAUUAUGGGGCUUACGGCGAAUGACAUCGUUUGGUAUCACCUUGGGAAAGGGAUAGAGGAAGUUAUUACUAGAUGUGGGGCUGAUCCAGAGGGUCUAGAAAAAGUGAGGAGCGCCUGGAAUAGUAUUCAUACAGAUAACCGAACUUCCUUAGGAGGGAAGAAUGCCGUUGCUAAACAAGCUUACACUGAUUGGGUGAAAGAUAGAGUCAAGGAGCGCCUAUUGCCUUUCCCGAAGGUUAAACCAUUGUAUGAACAACCACCUGAAGUUUUAACUGCCACCGUGCCAGCUGAAGACUAUACCCAAGUACAGGUGGCAAACAUCCGGUUGCGUGAGAAGAGGCAAGAUGCUGAGAUAGAGUACUUCUUGGUGAAUCAGAAAAGGGCUGAAUUAGCACAUGAGAUCAUAAAAAAGGCCAUAAAAGAGGCAGAAGAGAAACUCAAGCAAGAGUACAGAGAAGACUUGAAGGCUUGCAAGCUCCAGUUAGAAAAAGAGACUAAAUAUCAGCUGAGGACUAUGAAAAAGAAACUGGAAGAUGAGACUACUCAGAGAAUAGCAGUCGAGACACAGCUGAAAGGAAGUCACCUCCGCUCCGCACGACUAACAGAAGAGAAUGUCAAGCUCAGAAAUCAAAUGGCAAAUAUGGAGAAUGCACCUGAGAAAGAUUAUCUCCCAGAAUAUUUCUUUUCCGACGACGAAGCUGACUUUCCUACAUCCCUACCGCACCAGGAGUAA